Talaromyces stipitatus ATCC 10500 is the source of this 1200-nucleotide messenger RNA. RefSeq lists its product as uncharacterized. The record is from RefSeq and is a predicted model, not a curated record. The coding region runs from base 1 to 978 and encodes 325 amino acids. NCBI's taxonomy places the organism in Eukaryota, Fungi, Ascomycota, Eurotiomycetes, Eurotiales, Trichocomaceae. The transcript is spliced from 3 exons.
AUGGGCCCGAAAAGAGGAAAAAAGGGCACUCCGUGGCCUGAACCACGGUUUGCAGAUGACCCCGAUAUACGCGCAUAUGCAGCAGCGGCUAUCAAAGACCUCGAGGCCUUGAGAAAACAUCAAGAAUUACUGGAGAUUGGCAUGCCACGUGAAAUAUCAACGGCCGUGGUUGACGCGUUCUUACACCUAGCUCGACGGUUGGCGCAGCGCCUCGCGCGCGUUGAAUUGAAUGUUGAAAAGACGCAGAAAGAAGUCUCUCAGGCCUCUCGAGAGAUUACUACAACAAAAAGCAACACUAAUCGCCUGGUAGAGGCGAUCUGCCGCCCUACACUCCCUACGACCACACGCGGCAGCGUCGCGAAAAAUUCUCUUAGUGUUGGAACUCAGAAUGAACUAAACCAAUUUGGGAAUAGGACAAGAUUUGCGUAUCAAGAAAUUUCGAGAAUUGGCAUCACAUUCCGACGCGAUAUUGAACAUUACAAAUCAACUUUACAGCCUAUCUCUAGAAAUCACGUGACAGCGAGUUCUGAGUCGUACGUACAAGCAUGGGGACGUAACGUGCCCUCAAACCCUCCUACUGUCCCGAGCGUGGGACUGAGCAGUGGAGGAAGCUCGCCAUUGACCCCUUAUCCUAACCAGGAGGACCUAGAGGUCUACCUGGAACAUACUGACUCCAACAUUGUCAACCCAAUCCGCCGAUUUCCGGAUCAGGUAGUUGAAAAGGCAAAUCUCGCGAUACGCAGCACCCAAGAUACGACGAUCGCGCAUCGACGAAUUGUAGCGGCCCGCAUACUACCUAGUGGUGACAUUACGCUAUUAUUAGGCACUGUGGACGACGUGGACCAGCUUACUCGCAAGAACGACUGGAUCAAGGCCUUCGGAACAGAAACGCGUAUUCGAAAACGCACAUGGGGGGUUGUCUUACGCGGCGUGGAUACUAAUAUCAACCCUAAACAACCUCAGUUCAAAACAACGUGAGAAUGCACCGGUGUUUGCGCAACUCCCAGCUCCUAUGAAUAUUACGUACAUAGGCUGGCUUCUCAGUGAGCAUAAAAUUAAGGAAGAAACCUCCUUCACCUUUUACACACACUCUCUUUUAAUUACCCCACUGCCAAGGCGUUAUAAUGUGGUCAGUAUUUUUCAACGUGUCACUAGUCACGUUUUGUUUUGUUUGUGACAUAUUUUGAAACAUUAAACCUU